Funneliformis caledonium is the source of this 670-nucleotide messenger RNA. NCBI's taxonomy places the organism in Eukaryota, Fungi, Glomeromycota, Glomeromycetes, Glomerales, Glomeraceae. The record is from the annotation of a GenBank genome assembly.
AAAGCAAAAAGAACUUGCACCUUUGUUAGAGAAAAUCAAUGCAACGCAAUCACUUAUUGAUGUCAACCAAUCUGAAUAUAACAUUUUAAAAGAGAAAGUUGAUCCAAUAAAACAAAAACAAGCAGACGAAGAUGCCGUCACGUUUAGAGAAUCAUGUCGGAAAAGCAUUAUCAUAUUCAGCAAGAACAUUUCAAGUCUAGUCUUGCCGAUUCUCGACAAAAAGAAAAGACUUUUAAAUUCUUCUACGGGACAAGUUCUUAGCAGCUUGAUAAAGCUCAAAGGUAGUGGUCGUAUAAAGGGUUCGAUCGUUUGGGUAACCUUUGGUGUCAUUGAUGAUAAAUACGAUGUUGCGAUUUCAAUCGCCUGUCCUGCAUUGAACAACAUCGUAGUUGAUUCUAUUGAAUUAAAAAUCAAAGCCCAGCUCGAAGAUAGUGGGCGCAAUUUGGUAGAAACUAAACAGAAAGAAAUUCAUUGGCGAAAUUCUCUUAGAAAACUUGGAGGUGAUGAGGAGCAAGAAUUUCAAAUUACACUGAUGAUGCAUUACAAGGAGAUCGAUGAUCUUAAAGAAAAAAUUUCUCCAGAGAAAAUACAAAAUUCCAAUCCAAAUCUAAGUGUUUUGGAAGAUUAUCGUAUUCGUGAGAAAGGGUAUUUGUUACGUGUUAGAUCUUGA